Molecule: messenger RNA, 9152 nt
Organism: Drosophila takahashii
Lineage: Eukaryota; Metazoa; Arthropoda; Insecta; Diptera; Drosophilidae
Gene: Ca-alpha1D
Product: Ca[2+]-channel protein alpha[[1]] subunit D
Biological process (GO): calcium ion import across plasma membrane
Cellular component (GO): voltage-gated calcium channel complex; membrane
Molecular function (GO): high voltage-gated calcium channel activity
Source: RefSeq, a predicted model, not a curated record
GUCACCACCGUCGAAUUUCUACAACUAAAAACCCAUUUUCUAAACAAAACCAAAAGCUUUCACCGUAUUUAAGUGAGUCUGAAUAACAAAGUGUGCAUGUCUGUGUGGCGACUGAGACUAAACACACCUGUUGCUGCGAUGCUUUGACCACAUUUCGAUAUUUGGCUUUUGGCAAGCACCAUUCACCCAGGAAAGCGCUCUUCUAAACGCAUUUUAAACGAAAGGCAAUCAAUAUUGUGCGUCCGAAUGAAACUUCAAAUAUGAGUACAGGAGACCGUAAGGAGCAAGCCUCGUUAACACCGCAACAGCAACAAUCGCCGCAGCAGUCAGAGCAACAGCAACAGCAACCAAUUACCCGACACGAUGCCUUGGAUAGUUCUAGUGCUAACAAUAAACUAAAUCAUAAACACAAUAACGAUAAGGAUAAGGAUAAGGAUAGGGACUCCACUAGCGAUAAGAAUUGGGAGGCGGCGGGCCGAGAUUUAUUGCCGGCCAGUGUUGUCAUCGUCGAUGAAUCAUGUCCCUCGAAAAGUCAGAAUCAGAAGCAGCCGAUAGAGUCGAGAAGUGGAAGUGGAACCACCUCCUCAUCGCAGCGUCGCCGGCAAUUGCAAUUCCAGAGACAAAAGGAGGCCAAACUUUAUGACCGUGGCGAUGUGGAAAGGGAAAGGGAACGGGAGAGGGAAACCUCGACCUCGACCUCAACCUCCACUUCCACCACCGCCCCAACUACUGUGAUGGGUGGCGGGGAGCUGGUGAACUGUAUAGCCUACGAUGACAACACCCUGGUCAUCGAGAGGAAACCCUCGCCCACCUCCCCGUCCACUUCCCGGCGCUAUCUGAAGGCCGAAACUCCGACGCGUGGCAGUCGAAAGUACAAUCGCAAGUCAUCGUCGUCGGUGAAAAGUGAUUUGGAAGUGGUCGUUGUGAAGCCGGAACACCAUCAUCAGCAUCGAUCGCCUACGAUAACGCUUCCGGUUCCCGCUAACCCACUAACCACCUCGGCAUCGGCGGGCAGUACGCCCACGGGAGCGGGAUUGGGAGCAGGAUUGGGAACGGCCUCGGGAACGGUCCUGCAACAAAGUUGCAGUGCCCUCGAUCCGCCCGAGGAUCCGAAUCAGCCCAGUGGGACCAGGAGGCGACCCACCAGCACUGAGCUCGCCCUCAGCAACGUCACCAGUCAGAUUGUGAACAACUCCACCUACAAGCUAGACUUUAAACAGCGCCGGCAUAAAAGCAACAACGGUGAACCAGCAGCUGCAAGCGAAUCCAGAUCGGGUUCCUUGACGGGAUUAGCCAGUGGAUCGGCGACCAGUCCUUCCGCGGCAGGACCCUCAACCUCCAGCGGCAAGCGUCGCAAAUCGAGUUGCACCUCCUGCGGCGGUGGUGGCAUUAGUGCUCCGCCCCCCCAAAGGCUAACGCCCGAAGAGGCGUGGCAGCUGCAGCCGCAGAACAGCGUCACCAGUGCGGGCAGCACGAAUAGCAGUUUUAGUGGUGGCUGCGACGAGGAUAGUAGUUACAGUGCCGUCGGUGGCGACAGCAGCAGCAGCAACAGUUGCAACUGCGACAUAACCGGUGAUAAUAGCACCCUCCACGGCUUCGGCGUCGGCGACGUUAGCAGCUUUAUCGGCGAUUGUGACGAGGACUAUAACGAGGACGACGACGGAGGACACACCAAUCAGGAUCUCAGUUCGCAGACCCUUCGCACAGCGGCCAUCGUUGCCGCAGUUGCGGCUGCAGCCAAGGAACAGGCCCAGGAGCAAUCGCUAGCCGACUGCGAGAGCUUCAGCGAUCGGCAGCGACAGGAUGCCGAUGAGGGUGUCCGCAUCAUCCAGGAUAUCGGCGGCAGCGGCAACAACGACUCCCUCGAAGACGUCGGUGAGGUCGACGACAACGCCGACGUUGUCGUGAGAAAGAACUCGCGGAAUCGUCCGUCGAUAAGGAGGACAUGCAGGAUCACCGAGGAGGACGAUGAUCAGGAGCUAGAUCAGGAGCUAGACGACGAGGAGCCCGAGGGCACCACCAUUGACAUUGAUGAACAGGAACAGCAGCAGCUGGAGCAAGGGGAAUCCGCUGAAGAGGACGACGAGGAGGAGGAGGACGACGACGACGAGGACGUCGACGAGUAUUUCGAGGAGGAGGAGGACGACACCCAGGCCUUUUCGCCAUUCUACUCCAGUUCCGCGGAGCUAAUUGACAAUUUUGGUGGCGGUGCGGGCAAGUUCUUCAACAUCAUGGACUUUGAGCGCGGAGCCUCCGGCGGAGGUGGCUUCUCGCCAAAUGGCAAUGGAGGUCCCGGCAGCGGCGAUGCCUCCAGGGUGGCCAGAUACGAUUCCGGGGAGGGGGAUCUGGGCGGCGGCAACAAUAUCAUGGGCAUCGAUUCUAUGGGCAUUGCAAACAUUCCGGAGACCAUGAACGGCACCACAAUUGGACCAAGUGGAGCUGGUGGCCAAAAAGCUGGUGCUGCCGCCGGUGCCGCUGGCCAAAAGAGACAACAGCGACGGGGCAAACCGCAGCCAGAUAGACCGCAAAGAGCCCUAUUUUGCCUGAGCCUCAAGAAUCCCUUGCGAGCCCUGUGCAUUCGCAUUGUGGAGUGGAAACCAUUUGAGUUCCUUAUUUUGUUAACCAUAUUUGCCAAUUGUAUUGCCUUGGCUGUAUACACGCCCUAUCCGGGCAGCGAUUCGAACAUAACGAAUCAAACUUUGGAAAAAGUUGAAUAUAUAUUCCUAGUAAUAUUCACAGCGGAAUGUGUUAUGAAAAUUUUAGCAUAUGGUUUUGUGUUACAUAAUGGUGCAUAUCUAAGAAAUGGAUGGAAUUUAUUAGAUUUUACAAUUGUAGUUAUAGGAGCGAUAAGUACUGCACUCUCCCAACUGAUGAAGGACGCCUUCGAUGUGAAGGCCCUACGUGCCUUUCGUGUGCUACGUCCACUGCGACUUGUAUCGGGUGUACCAAGUCUACAGGUUGUGCUGAAUUCAAUUUUGAAGGCCAUGGUGCCACUGUUUCACAUUGCACUCCUGGUCCUGUUCGUAAUCAUAAUCUAUGCGAUCAUUGGCCUAGAGCUCUUCUCGGGCAAAUUGCACAAGGCGUGUCGCGACGAGAUCACAGGUGAAUUCGAGGAGAAUAUCCGACCCUGUGGAGUGGGCUACAAAUGUCCGCCGGGCUUUAAGUGCUACGGCGGCUGGGAUGGACCAAACGAUGGCAUUACCAAUUUCGACAACUUUGGCCUGGCCAUGUUGACGGUGUUCCAGUGCGUCACCCUCGAGGGCUGGACGGAUGUCCUAUAUAGCAUCCAAGAUGCGAUGGGCAGCGAUUGGCAGUGGAUGUACUUCAUUUCCAUGGUCAUUCUGGGCGCCUUCUUCGUGAUGAACCUAAUUCUCGGUGUGUUGUCCGGAGAGUUCUCCAAGGAGCGUAACAAGGCCAAGAAUCGCGGUGACUUCCAGAAGCUGCGCGAGAAGCAGCAAAUCGAAGAGGAUCUGCGGGGAUACCUUGACUGGAUUACCCAGGCCGAGGACAUCGAACCGGACGCCGUGGGCGGCCUGAUAUCCGAUGGCAAGGGCAAGCAGCCCAACGAAAUGGACUCCACCGAGAACCUGGGCGAGGAAAUGCCCGAGGUCCAGCUGACUGAAUCGCGUUGGCGUAAAAUGAAAAAGGACUUCGAUCGGGUCAACAGACGAAUGCGACGAGCCUGCCGCAAGGCUGUCAAGUCCCAGGCAUUUUACUGGCUCAUCAUUGUCCUGGUGUUCCUCAACACGGGAGUCCUGGCCACAGAGCACUACGGGCAACUCGAUUGGCUGAAUAACUUUCAGGAAUACACCAACAUGUUCUUCAUCGGUCUUUUCACCUGUGAAAUGUUGUUAAAAAUGUACAGUCUGGGCUUUCAGGGCUACUUUGUGUCUUUGUUCAAUCGCUUCGAUUGUUUCGUGGUGAUUGGCAGUAUAACAGAGACCCUGUUGACCAAUACGGGAAUGAUGCCUCCUCUGGGCGUAUCCGUGUUGCGAUGUGUGCGUCUACUGAGAGUCUUCAAAGUAACCAAGUACUGGCGAUCCCUUUCCAAUCUCGUCGCUUCCCUAUUGAACUCCAUACAAUCGAUUGCUUCGCUUUUGUUACUGCUCUUCCUAUUUAUUGUGAUAUUUGCUCUGCUGGGUAUGCAAGUCUUUGGCGGUAAAUUUAAUUUUGAUGGCAAGGAGGAGAAGUAUCGGAUGAAUUUCGACUGCUUCUGGCAAGCUCUGCUCACGGUCUUUCAGAUCAUGACUGGUGAAGAUUGGAAUGCUGUGAUGUAUGUGGGCAUCAAUGCCUAUGGCGGAGUGUCCUCUUACGGUGCUUUGGCCUGUAUUUACUUUAUCAUUUUGUUUAUAUGCGGCAACUAUAUCCUGCUGAACGUGUUCUUGGCCAUUGCUGUGGAUAAUUUGGCCGAUGCCGACUCGCUGUCCGAGGUGGAAAAGGAAGAGGAACCUCAUGAUGAGUCAGCUCAGAAGAAGUCACAUAGUCCCACUCCAACAAUCGAUGGCAUGGAUGAUCAUCUCAGCAUAGACAUUGAUAUGGAGCAUGAAGAACUGGAUGACGAAGAAAAAAUGGACCAUGAAACCUUAUCGGAUGAGGAAGUCCGUGAAAUGUGCGAGGAAGAAGAAGAAGUGGAUGAAGAAGGCAUGAUUACAGCACGACCCCGACGUAUGUCCGAGGUUAAUACGGCAACGAAAAUUCUACCCAUACCGCCGGGCACAUCAUUUUUUCUUUUCUCGCAAACGAACAGAUUCCGCGUCUUCUGCCAUUGGCUUUGCAAUCACAGCAACUUCGGCAAUAUCAUCCUGUGUUGCAUUAUGUUUUCGUCGGCUAUGUUGGCAGCAGAAAAUCCUCUGAGAGCCAACGAUGAACUGAACAAAGUGCUCAAUAAAUUUGAUUAUUUUUUCACGGCAGUUUUCACAAUAGAACUGAUUCUGAAAUUGAUUUCAUACGGUUUCGUAUUACACGACGGAGCCUUUUGCAGAUCCGCAUUUAAUCUAUUAGAUUUACUUGUGGUCUGCGUGUCAUUGAUCUCUCUAGUGUCCAGUUCGAAUGCGAUUUCAGUCGUGAAAAUUCUACGUGUGCUUCGUGUUUUAAGGCCACUCAGAGCCAUUAAUCGUGCCAAGGGUCUCAAGCAUGUUGUUCAAUGUGUCAUAGUCGCUGUAAAGACUAUCGGAAAUAUUGUGCUCGUCACAUGCCUACUGCAGUUCAUGUUUGCCGUAAUAGGAGUCCAGUUGUUUAAGUAUGUGGUCAAGUGCGUUGUAGUCGCCAUAAAAACCAUUGGUAAUAUCAUGUUGGUGACAUAUUUGUUACAAUUCAUGUUCGCUGUUAUUGGAGUACAACUCUUUAAGGGUAAAUUUUUCAAGUGCACUGAUGGAUCCAAAAUGUCGCAAGAAGAAUGCUACGGAACCUAUCUGGUCUAUGAUGAUGGGGAUGUCCACAAGCCGCGACUCAGGGAACGGGAAUGGAGUAACAAUCGGUUCCACUUCGACGACGUGGCCAAGGGCAUGUUGACCCUUUUCACGGUAUCCACCUUUGAGGGUUGGCCCGGUUUGCUGUACGUUUCAAUUGAUUCGAAUAAAGAAGAUGGCGGUCCAAUACACAACUUCCGUCCGAUCGUGGCUGCCUACUAUAUAAUCUACAUUAUUAUUAUUGCCUUCUUUAUGGUGAACAUAUUCGUCGGUUUCGUUAUUGUCACCUUCCAGAACGAGGGUGAACAGGAAUACAAAAAUUGUGAUCUGGACAAGAACCAGCGUAAUUGCAUAGAGUUCGCUUUGAAAGCGAAGCCUGUGAGGCGCUAUAUACCGAAGCACGGUAUACAAUAUAAGGUCUGGUGGUUCGUCACAUCAUCGUCCUUUGAGUACACCAUCUUUAUACUGAUCAUGAUAAAUACGGUAACGCUGGCCAUGAAGUUCUACAAUCAGCCGUUGUGGUACACGGAACUUUUGGAUGCUUUGAAUAUGAUAUUUACAGCGGUCUUUGCCCUGGAGUUUGUUUUCAAACUAGCCGCAUUUCGAUUUAAGAAUUACUUUGGUGAUGCCUGGAACGUUUUCGAUUUUAUCAUUGUUUUGGGCAGUUUUAUAGACAUUGUCUACUCUGAAAUUAAGAGCAAGGAACCUCCAAAAACGAACGAGUGCGACAUUGUCGAGGGCUGUAAAACUGCAAAAAAAGCCGCUGGUUCAAAUCUGAUAUCAAUCAACUUCUUUCGCCUGUUCCGUGUUAUGCGCCUUGUUAAGCUUCUGAGCAAAGGCGAAGGCAUUCGAACAUUGCUUUGGACUUUUAUCAAAUCUUUUCAGGCUCUGCCCUAUGUAGCCCUGCUUAUUGUGCUUCUGUUCUUCAUUUAUGCAGUGGUUGGGAUGCAAGUUUUUGGCAAAAUUGCUUUGGAUGGUGGUAACGCCAUAACGGAAAAUAACAACUUCCAGACCUUCCAACAGGCGGUUCUCGUACUUUUCCGAUCGGCCACCGGAGAAGCCUGGCAGGAGAUCAUGAUGUCCUGCUCGGCCCAACCGGACGUCAAGUGCGAUAUGAACUCAGAUACGCCUGGGGAUCCGUGCGGCUCCUCAAUAGCCUAUCCCUACUUUAUUUCCUUUUAUGUUCUCUGCUCGUUUUUGAUUAUUAACCUUUUCGUCGCCGUCAUUAUGGAUAACUUUGAUUAUCUGACACGCGAUUGGUCCAUUUUGGGCCCCCAUCACCUGGACGAGUUUAUUCGUCUUUGGAGCGAAUACGAUCCGGAUGCCAAGGGUCGCAUCAAACACUUGGACGUGGUCACAUUGCUGCGGAAGAUCUCUCCGCCCCUCGGUUUCGGCAAACUGUGUCCCCAUCGAAUGGCCUGCAAGCGACUGGUCUCCAUGAACAUGCCCCUCAAUUCCGAUGGUACGGUCCUGUUCAAUGCCACACUAUUCGCCGUGGUCCGUACAUCGCUGAGCAUCAAAACCGAUGGCAAUAUCGAUGAUGCCAACUCCGAGCUGCGGGCCACCAUCAAGCAGAUCUGGAAGCGUACGAAUCCCAAGCUCCUCGAUCAGGUGGUUCCGCCGCCGGGCAACGAUGACGAGGUGACCGUUGGCAAGUUCUAUGCCACAUAUCUCAUUCAGGACUACUUCCGGCGGUUCAAGAAGCGCAAGGAGCAGGAGGGCAAGGAGGGCCAUCCGGACAGCAAUACGGUCACACUGCAGGCCGGUCUGCGAACGCUGCACGAAGUUUCCCCCGCCCUCAAGAGGGCAAUCUCCGGUAAUCUGGAUGAAUUGGAUCAGGAGCCAGAGCCGAUGCAUCGCCGCCACCACACUCUUUUUGGCAGCGUGUGGUCUUCGAUCCGCCGGCAUGGAAACGGAACCUUCCGGAGGAGCGCCAAGGCGACGGCCUCCCAGAGCAACGGUGCUUUGGCGAUCGGCGGAUCCGCCGCCGCUGCCAUGGGCGGUAGCACGAUGGUCCUGGGGAGCGGCGAUCCCGCGGGCGGGGACUAUCUGUAUGAUACCCUGAAUCGCAGUGUGGCCGAUGGGGUGAACAAUAUCACGCGGAACAUAAUGCAGGCCCGAUUGGCGGCAGCCGGAAAGCUGCAGGACGAACUGCAGGCGACCGGAAGUGGCGGGGAGCUGAGGACCUUCGGCGAGAGCAUCUCCAUGCGACCGCUGGCCAAAAACGGAGGCGGAGCGGCCACUGUGGCAGGAACACUGCCGCCCGAGGCGAAUGCCAUCAACUAUGACAACCGCAAUCGUGGUAUUUUAUUGCAUCCAUAUAACAAUGUCUACGCACCCAAUGGUGCUAUUCCUGGCCACGAACGCAUGAUCCAAUCGACACCAGCUAGUCCCUACGAUCAGCGUCGUUUACCAACUUCAUCUGAUAUGAACGGCCUAGCCGAGUCAUUGAUUGGAGGGGUACUCGCCGCUGAGGGAUUAGGUAAAUACUGUGACUCCGAAUUUGUGGGGACUGCUGCGCGGGAGAUGCGAGAGGCGCUGGACAUGACGCCCGAGGAAAUGAACCUGGCCGCCCACCAGAUCCUCUCGAACGAGCACUCGCUGAGCCUGAUUGGCAGCAGCAAUGGCAGCAUCUUCGGUGGAUCGGCCGGUGGAGUGGGAGGAGGAGCUGGGGGUGGACUGGGCGGUAGCAGCAGCAUUCGCAACGCCUUCGGCGGAAGCGGAAGUGGUCCGUCCUCGCUGUCGCCGCAACAUCAGCCAUAUUCGGGCACUCUGAAUUCACCACCGAUUCCGGAUAAUCGUCUGAGACGUGUUGCCACAGUCACGGCCACGAACAAUAACAAUAAGUCCCAACUUAGCCAAAACAAUUCAAGUAGCUUAAAUGGUAGAGCUAAUGUCAAUAGCCAAACGAACCAAAUGUCACCAAAUGCACAGCAAAUGCAGCAACAAUCGCCCCAAAGAGGUCAGGGCAACCAGACCUUCUCCUCAUAGCACCCACAUUGUAAGCUACACAUACAGAAUGUCUUCUUGAUGGAAUUUUAAGUGUACAUCUAGCGAUGGGCCAUUUAUCUAUAAUUUUUAGCGGAGAAAAAACACAUUAGUCUUAGCGUCGGGAAUUGUUAUAUUUGACGUUGUUCGCAAGCGAGAACCAAACAAAGAAACUUGUAUAACUUGUAUAAAGAAAAUCGCCUAAUUGUAAAUGUAUAAAAAUAGUAAUGCUUUUGCCUUUUUGAGAAAUCUAUCGUUGGCCUUCGUCCUCUAACGAGCCACAAAACCAAAAACAAAAAACCAACAAAACUAAACUGAACAAAUUGGGGGAAAUGUAUAUUUUUGGACAAAGAAAGAGAAAACCAACCUAAACUGAUAAUGUUUAAAUUGUAAUUAGAAAUAAAGAUCAAAACCAAAAAUAAGUAAAAGAAAAAACACACCAAUAUAAUUGAUUAGGUAAUAAUCACCAAAACAUAAACAAAUAAUUAUACAUUAACAUUGAACAUUUAAAAAUUAUUGAUCGAGAGUGUAAUUACCUAUUUCGAUUUAGACGCAUUUUAUUUUUUAAGUAUUUAAUAAAGGAACAAUUAAUGAUAAAUGGAAUUGUUUAUUAUAUAUGUAGCAGACAUAUAUCUAUAAAAUUCAUAAAUGUAAUAGCAUAAUUUCAAACUGAACCAGAGACCGAAGCCCCUAUAAAAAUUAAUGUAAACUGAAUUUUAAUUGUUAUGAUUGAAUUUUUACAAUAAAAACCAGAAA